GCGGCGGCGGCGACUCACCCGCCUCCCCACAGACGCCCCUCUACGAUGAGGACACCUCACAGCCGCUGGAGGAGUUCCCGGCGCGGUACACCGGCGACGGCUGGGAGAUGAUGCUCCGCCACCCGGCGAAGAAGAAGCUAACGGCCAAUCGCUACUGGAAGAAGGUCUGGGUGCGCUUCAUCCCCGAGGGCUGCAUCCUGCAGCUGUUCAAUAAGCGUGAGGACGUGCAGCCCUUCCAGGAGCUGCCCCUGCAGGCCAGUUACUCGCUGUCGGAGGUGUGCGCCCAGCAGUACGACCAGUACGGGAAGAUCUUCACCAUCAAGGUGCAGUACAUCUUCUACCGGGAGCGGGUGGGAGUGCGGCCGGGGCAGAUUGCCAAGGUGAUGCAAGGGCAGAUCCAGUCGAUGGGCGACUUUGCGCGGCUCGGAAUGCCGGUGGAGCACGCGCCGCAGGUGAGCGAACUCCUCAAGAUUGGCAGCCUCGACUGGGCGGAGGUGAAGCAGCUGGUGACGGCGGUGGAGGAGGCGAUGUUCCGCCUGGCGGUGCACCGCGACCGGGCGCUCACCUACCGCACCGAGGAGAUCCAGUGCGUCGUCCAGGAUGAGCUGUACGUGGAGCAGUCGAAGAUUGGCGUCAUCGAGAAGCAGCUGGCCAGGGUGCGCGUCUUCUUUCUCGCCUUUCUCAACGGCAUCCCCGCCAUCGAGGUGGGCGUCAACGACCUUCGCCGGCAGGGCAAGGAGGUGGUCGGCCGGCAUGACAUUCUGCCCGUCGUCACCGAGGAGUGGAUUCGCGUGGAGGCGCCCGAGUUUCACGCCUGCGUCCAGUCGGAGGUCUUCGAGCAGUCGCAGGUGGUGAAGCUGAUUCCCCCGGACGCCUGUCACUUUGAGCUGAUGCGCUUUCGGAUUCGGCCGCCGAAGAACCGGGAGCUGCCGCUGCAGGUGAGCGCCUACAUGAACAUCACCGCCUCGAAGAUGGAGCUGAAGUGCGACAUUCUGGUGCCGGGCUGCAUCAGUCGCAAGCACGGGCAGAUUCCCUGCGAGGAGAUUGCCAUUCGCUUUCACAUACCGGAGUGCUGGAUCUACUUCUUUCGCGUGGAGAAGCACUUUCGCAUGGGCGCCGUGCACUCCACCAACCGGCGAUCGGGCAAGCUGAAGGGCUUUGACCGCUUCCUCGGCACGGCGGCCAACCCGGAGCCGCAGCUGAUCGAGGUGACGGCCGGCCAGGCAAAGUACGAGCACGCAUAUCACUCUAUCGUCUGGCGCAUUCCUCGACUACCCAAGGAUGGACAAGGAGCUUACACGCAGCAGUUCAUGAUUGUCCGCCUGCCGCUCUCCUCCUUUGACCGCAUUCCCGAGACCUUCUACGACUACGUGCACGUGGAGUUUCACAUGCCCUCCACCACCGUCUCCCACACGACGCUCAGAUCGAUCUCGAUAGCGGCCGGCGGCGGGGAGAAUCCGCCGGAGAAGUUUGUCCGCUACAAUGCCAAGUACGAGUACAAGAUUGCCCUCAGCAUCACCUACGACGACAGCAAACCGGAGCCGGAGUACGUGGCCGCCGUGGCGCUCAACAAUGGCUCGGUGAAGAGCAGUUCGGGGGGAGGAGGUGGUGGAACUUCGGAGACUGCUGGACAGAGCAGUGAAGAUGAGGAUGAGGCGGUGGUUGAGGCGGGGGCGGGGGCGGUGGCCGCAGCUGUGGAGGUCGCCGAGUAG
Messenger RNA from Rhagoletis zephyria (snowberry fruit fly), 1712 nucleotides. Its product is annotated as protein stoned-B-like. Gene Ontology annotation, biological process: endocytosis; regulation of endocytosis. Lineage: Eukaryota; Metazoa; Arthropoda; Insecta; Diptera; Tephritidae. The record is from RefSeq and is a predicted model, not a curated record.